Molecule: messenger RNA, 3329 nt
Organism: Corticium candelabrum
Lineage: Eukaryota; Metazoa; Porifera; Homoscleromorpha; Homosclerophorida; Plakinidae
Exons: 1
Coding region: 96-3329 (1077 amino acids)
Molecular function (GO): protein dimerization activity
Source: RefSeq, a predicted model, not a curated record
GGAACAUGAGUACUUAAUGACGUUAAUUAUGGUAUACUAACAUCUGUUGAAACUUCCGCGUUGCUUUUUGCCUUUCAAUUCAUUGUUAGAGCGUUAUGUCUCUGGACCCAGUUGCGCAGUUUCUUUACCCAAAUGAUGCUCCGGUGACCCAUAAGCCUGUGUGUGUGGGAGCUGAUGGCAAUUGCUUUUUUCGGGCUGUUGCAAUGUCCUUGACAGGAAAGGAAGAAAAUCACAAGCAACUCCGUCAGCAAGUUGCAGAACAGCUCUGCAACAAGCCACAGGCAAUUGCAGCUGCUUUGAUUGAAAAAUCUUCGUCUUGUCCAGGUGUGAAUCCUUCUUCACUCAUUGCCAUGUUUCUUUCUGAUGAGAGUUACAGCGUGUUCAAAGCCGCAAAGGAAGUGGGAAAGGGCACUGAGGACAGCCUAGCUUUAGCUGUGGUGAAGGAGGGCAAUGAGACAAAGAAAUUUGGAAGUUGGUGUGGGAUGGUGCAAGUCUAUGGUGCAGCUGCAGCAAUUGGUUGUUCCAUCAACAUGCACUACCCUGAGGUUAACCAACGUAUCCGCCCCUUUAUGAAUACCAUUGUACAACCUUUGGAAUCUGCAACAAGUCAAAAUAAUGAUAUUCAUAUCAUGUGGUCUAGCACAACUCAGCCAGCAACUCUUAAGGGAAAUGUUCAACUCAAUCACUUUGUGCCUUUGCUACCCAGAUCAGCCACUAAUCUCAGUUACCAUGCCGAAAGUGACAUUCCUGCCUCUGAUUGCUGUGAUGAGUCUGACUCUGACAAACUUGAAUCUACCUUUGGCUUCAGUGAUGAUGAGAAUGCCAGUGAAUUUGUUGUAAUGAAAACCCUUAGAAAAUCAAGAAAGUCAAAGAGAAUUGAACCAAAGUCAUGGUCAUUGUCUGGAUUCCAACCUAAGAGCCCAAGGGUUUGUGCAAUACCUUCGAACAUGGAUAUUACAGUAGAAACUAUGCAUGAAGAUUCUGGCAUACCUGUUGACUCACACCACACUGCAGCCCAAGAAAGUCAAAAUGGUGACAAACCGGCAUAUGGCAAUGCUUCUCGCACAACUCAACGUGCUAUGGCUGCCACUGCUACUAAGCCAAAGGGUUCUGAAAGCAAGUCUUCCAAGAUCAAGCAAACUCUUGAUUCCUGGUUAUUAAGUAACAAGAACAAACAUGUACAGAAAGACCAAAGGGAGAUUACAAAUAGUCAUCCGAUUACAACCAUUCCAGAGCUUGCAAAAACACCAGUACGUCAAAAUGUGUCAUCAACCACAUGCAGACGUCAUAUAUCAAAAGAAACAUUUAUGGGGUGGAAAAGAAGCCAUGAAGCUGAUUAUCAAACUAUGUCAUGGCUUAAAUGUGAAGUGAUGAAAGAUAAUCCUUCAAUGGUUGAUAUUUUGUGGUGUGAGGUGUGUCGAACAUACCAAUCUAAGGUAUGUGGCACUAAGCAUUUCUCCAGAACGUGGAUUGAUGGGUCAAGAAAUCACAGAACCAACAAUGUCAUUGAUCAUGCUGGGAGUGCUCAGCAUCAAGCUGCAAUGUCCUACAAGCGAAAAGAAACAGCAAGAGAGAGGAGAGAGCCAGUGACGGAUUACAGUGAGAUUGCCAGAAGUUUUAAGAUGAAGCCGGAGACCAAAGCAAGGAUGAUGAAGAAAUUUGAAAUAUGUUAUUUUCUGGCAAAAGAAAACUUUCCAUUCGUAAAAUAUCCAUCUAUCUGUGCUCUUGAAAAACGACAUGGUGUUGAGCUGGGAGAGGCAUAUUCAACUGAUGUAGCAGCUAGUCACUUUGUGCAUUAUAUUGCUGAAAGUCAGCGACAGCAUUUCAAACAAACAGUGGCAGCACCUUUCUUCAGCAUCUUGAUGGAUAGUUCAGCUGACAAAGGAAAAGUGGAGAAUGAGUUGUUUGCAAUCAUCUAUUCUGAGAGUGAUCACACCUCUGAAAAGCUAAUAACUCGAAGUCGAUACUUCAAAGUACUGGAACCGUCUAAGGCUGAUUCUGCUGGACUCUUCGAUUGCCUACAAGAAGCUCUGAAAGAUAUGGGUAUAAGAGAUUUGAUGAAUCCAGAAAAUGUGCUGCAAGUCAAAAAUUUGCCAAUUCUUGUUGGUGUGGGAACUGAUGGUGCUGCUGUAAACAUCUCAGAGAUACGUGGACUAAAAGCAAAAGUUCAGAAUGUUCUGCCAUGGAUUUUCUGGAUGUGGUGUUUUGCCCAUCGACUAGAACUGGCAAGCAGAGACGCUCUCUCCAAUCCAGUAUUUAAAGAAAUAGAUGAAAUGCUUCUUAGGAUCUAUUAUCUUUACAACAAGUCUCCCAAGAAAUGUAGGGAACUGAGGGCUAUUGUGAACGAUUUGAAAGAAGUAUACAAUUUUCCAAGGGGUGGCAACCUACCAGUGAGAGCAUCAGGAAGCAGAUGGAUUGUUCAUAAGCGAAGAGCACUCCACAGAGUUCUCGAUAGGUAUGGGGCUUACAUGAACCACCUAGCAAGCCUCUGUGAAGAUGCUAGUCUUAGAAGCCCUGAUCGGCAGCGUCUAAAAGGUUAUUUGACAAAGUGGACUCAUGCAAAAAUAAUUCUGUCCUGUGCCCAUUACAUAGAUAUUUUAGAUCCCGCCGCUAGUCUGAGCUUGUCUUUACAGGAAGAUGAUCUUGAUAUCAUUAAGGCAAUUCAAUCAGUACUCAAAAGUCACCGAGCCAUGGAACAGUUGAAAGAAACUCCCUUAACCAAUUGGUUUGCAAGCAGACGUGUCAUGGACAAUCUAAUAAAAAGUGCAGAUGGCAAAAUGACGUAUCAAGGAAUUGAAUUACAUCACUUCAAUGAUGUUGUUGUGAACAGCUGCAGACAGCAAGCUUUAAGUGAUCUGAGAAGAUUGGAUGAUGAAUUGAAGGAAAGACUUUCAUGGUCAGACACAAAACUUAUGAGGGCUAUUAUGGUUUUCUUGGACACACAAGCCUGGUACUCACACAAAACCGAUGAGUCUUUCUCUCAUCAGCUUACAGAGGCUGUUUCAAUGCUAGUUGAGAAUUUCCGAGCUCCUCUCGAGGCCAAGGCUACUGAUCUAGCAGCAAUUCAGGAAGAAGCCAAGGAGAUGCUUGACUAUGCACAUCAAUAUCUUCGAGUGGACAGAGAUGGGUAUCAACAUGUUUGGUACCGCUUGGCGUUUGGACCUGACUGCACGCAAUUUAGGAAUUUAGUUGCUAUUGCACAGCUCCUUUUCAGCUUACCGUUUAGUACUGCAAAAGUAGAACGCCUUUUCUCCCGCUUAAAACUUAUUAAAACUGAUCGUAGAACAAGUCUUAGUCAGGAGACGUUAUCUGCUAGAGGUCAGUGUUGA